Messenger RNA from Arctia plantaginis, 630 nucleotides. NCBI's taxonomy places the organism in Eukaryota, Metazoa, Arthropoda, Insecta, Lepidoptera, Erebidae. The record is from the annotation of a GenBank genome assembly.
AUGAAGAGAGCUAAGAAAUUAAAAAUAAAAGAAAGAAAUGAAACUUCAAGUGUUAAUGUGAUUCAACGUCCCAUUCGUGCUGUUGAGAAAAAGCAACGGAUAAUCAAAAACGCUAGUGAACGAAAGGCAAUCCCUUGUAGUGAGUCAGACUCUCUUGAAAAUUCGUCAAAUGAUUCUUCAAUCAAAAAUGAUAUGGUAGAGAACUUGUCUUUAAAUUCCUCAUCGUUUAUUGAAAACUCCCCACAGUGUACACAGACUGAUAACAUCAACAUUUUUACCUUGACUCAUUCUAUAGAAACGCAGCAAUAUUACACUUUAGAUAAAGAGUCAAUUCUUAAUCAACACACACCCACCAGGAAACCUGUUCAGGGUAGAAGGGUAUCCUCUUCAUCUUGUUCAAGUUCAUCGCGCUCUAGUUCCAACUCCUCAAGUAGCAGCUCCUCAAGGUCCAGUUCAUCCGCUUCAAGAAACGCACAAAAUAUGAAAUUUAACGUAAUCACCUCUCAUAUUAAUGUGGAUGGCGCGAGUACUAGCCAAUUAGCUACAAGAAGUGGCAGAGCUAUUUCCAAAUCAAAUUAUUUCGCAUCUCCUAUCAAUGGUCCUGAAAGUGACCCGGAUCUAAGCGACUAA